AUGAGUAAUGUGGAGAUACCUGCUGGUUUAAAGGAGCUUUUACAGGGAUACACUGUGGAGGUGCUUCGCUGCAGGCCGCCAAACCUGGUGGCAUUUGCAGUGCAACAUUUUACACAACUUCUGGAAAACCAAAGGAACCAGCCAGCCAAGAAACACAGACCAGCGAGAAAAGAAGUCUCGUUUGAGCUAAACAAGUCCCCAAAGGAUGAUGAAGAGGAGGAGGAGGAAGAUGACAUUAAGUCGACCAUCGGUAAAUACAGUCGCAGAGUUUCAGUUUGUGCAGAGGCCUACAACCCUGAUGAUGAUGAGGACGAUGACACGGAGCCUCGGGUUGUGUAUCCCAAAACAGACGAGCAGCGACGCAGACUUCAGGACGCCUGCAAAUAUAUUUUACUCUUUAAAACUCUGGAGGGGGAGCAGUUUUCUGAGGUUCUGGACGCCAUGUUCGAGGUGCUGGUCAAACCUCAGGAGCACAUCAUCGAUCAGGGAGAAGACGGAGACAAUUUCUACGUCAUAGAGAACGGUGUGUAUGAUAUUUUUGUGAAGAAGGAUGGAGGGGAUUUGUGUGUUGGAAAGUACGAUAACAAGGGGAGCUUCGGUGAGCUGGCUCUGAUGUACAACACUCCACGAGCUGCCACGAUCGUCGCUACGCAGGACGGCGCCCUGUGGGGCCUGGAUCGAGCCACGUUUCACAGACUGAUCGUGAAAAACAACGCAAAGAAAAGGAGGAUGUACGAGGCCUUUAUCGAGUGUGUUCCUCUUCUGAAGUCUCUCGAGCUCGCUGAGAGAAUGAAGAUCGUUGAUGUUUUGGGAGCACGUGCGUUCAAUGAUGAAGAGCGAGUAAUAACACAGGGGGAUCAGGCCCACUGCUUCUACAUUGUGGAAUCUGGAGAGGUGAAGAUAAUGAUUAAAAGCAAAACGCAGGCGAGCCAGCAGGACAGUGCGGAGGUGGAGGUGGCUCGCUGCACUAGGGGGCAGUAUUUUGGAGAACUUGCGCUGGUCACCAACAAACCUCGAGCAGCUUCAGUUUACGCGAUGGGAGAAACCAAAUGCUUAGUCAUCGACAUCCAGGCGUUUGAGCGUUUGCUGGGCCCUUGUAUGGACAUCAUGAAGAGGAACAUCUCCCAGUAUGAAGACCAGCUGGUGGCGCUGUUCGGCUCCAGUGUGGACUUGAAACACUAG
Messenger RNA from Limanda limanda (common dab), 1182 nucleotides. RefSeq names its product protein kinase, cAMP-dependent, regulatory, type II, alpha, B (gene prkar2ab). Gene Ontology annotation, cellular component: cAMP-dependent protein kinase complex. Gene Ontology annotation, molecular function: cAMP-dependent protein kinase regulator activity. NCBI's taxonomy places the organism in Eukaryota, Metazoa, Chordata, Actinopteri, Pleuronectiformes, Pleuronectidae. The transcript has 10 exons. The record is from RefSeq and is a predicted model, not a curated record. The coding region runs from base 1 to 1182 and encodes 393 amino acids. Gene Ontology annotation, biological process: regulation of protein phosphorylation.